UAGACAUUUGAUGUACCGCGAAAUUUAAAACUAUGUUGAUAUUUAAAAUUUUAUUGUUACUAAACAUAAACAAUGUGAGAGUAGUUAAAUAAAAAAAAUGUGAAUUAUGUGUUUUUAUUAAUUUUAAAUUAUAUUUAUAAUGGCUGAAUCAAUGUCUACAGAUUGUGAAACUGUUGUGAAAGGCAGUUUCGCAUCACCAACAAAUUAUUCUGAGAACUCUUCAGUGUCAUAUAAUAGUCCGUUAUCAGAGAGUCAAACUCCACCAUCUUCGUAUGAUGUAAAAGCUAGCCCGAGUUUUAUGGAAGUGGGUAAAAAUAAUGGAAAUUUAACUGAAAAUGAAUUUCCAAAUAAUAAUUUAUUUGAAAACAGUCCACAAUGUGAUAUUGAAGGGAAUGUAUGUCAAUCGGAGGGUAAAAUUAAGAUUAAAACUCCCGAAUCGAUUAACAGUAUGACAGAAUCCAGUUCGACUAGUUCAAAUGAUGUUAAUUUAGAAACAAAACCAUCUAUUAACGACAAUAUUGUUGACUCCGAUGAGAAAAUAUUCUGUAAGCCGGAUAUCAGUCCUAAAUCUGAGAAAAGUCCACGAGAGUUACGUAGUCCACGAUCGGAUCGUAGUGGGAAAAGUCCGAAAUAUAGUCCACGAUCUGAAGCAAGUCCACGACCCGAGCGUAGUCCAAAACCAGAACGAAGGAGUGAACGUAAAUUAAACACUCCAGAUAUUACUGAAACCGCUGCUGUUGUUGUCAAUGAUACUAAAACAAAGAUUAAAAAUUCUAAAGUUGUAAAUUCGGCUGAGGAGUUUCCUAAAAAUGGGGCUGUGAAUAAAAAAUCUAGAAGUAGAUCAAAAGAAGAAAAUACUACGUCUUCGAAAAGUAGGAAACGUAUGAAUAAUAAUUCAUCGGGACGAGGUAGACCACCAAAGCAAAAGGAUUCUGUUAUGACAACUACAUAUCAUUCACAGAUCAGUGGUGAUAAGAAUGCUAUCAAAAUUUGUAUUAAAAAAGCUAAAUUAAUACCUCAACAGCAAGCACCUACAAAUAAAAAAUCAAAAAAACGUAGGAGACAACGAGUAUCGGAUUCAGAAAAUUCUGAUUUUGAAACUUAUACCACGACGAAAAGGCGAUCGUCAAAAAAAGCUAGUGAUAAAAUUGCCGAUAAAGAUGUUAGUGUUGAAGUAUCGGAACCGGAAGAACAGACUGUUUGGGGAUCUGAUGUGCCUGUACCUAUUCUGUUUAGAAUAUUCCAGGAAGUGUGCAAUGAUGUGGGAUGUUUACCGACCUUAGUGAGAUUGUCAAAAGUAUGUAAAUUAUGGAACUCAGUUGCUGUUGAUCCAAAACUUUGGGUUAAUAUUGAUCUAUUUACAUGGCACAAAGAACGACAGAAAACUGAUUUUAAAUUACAUUGGUUGAUUGAUAAUCGAUUAUCACAUUGUCAAGAUUUGAAUUUAAGUAAUUGGAAAGCGAAUAACAUAUCAUUCAUUUUUGAUAUAUUAACGGAAAAAUGUUUGGAUUUACAAGGACUUAAUUUAAGCGGUUGGAAUGGAUUGACUUCGGAUCAUUUGAAACAUAUUUCGACGCGUUGUGAAAAAUUACAACGAUUGGAUCUAUCAAGUAUAAAUUCGGAAACAACAAUUACAAAAUGUGCAAUUGGAUCACAACCGUUAAUGCAACUUGCAGACGACAUGGGUGAUCGAUUAACUCAUUUACUUUUAGCUAAUAAUAAACUUGCUGGAUUUCCUCAAAUUAUUUCAGCAAUAGCUACACACUGCCCAAAUUUACAAUUAUUGGAUUUAUCAAAUAUUCGAACUGUCUCACACACAACUGCACCAUUACACAUUGAAAAAUUACAACAAGGUUGCGAAAAGUUGCGUGUGUUACGAAUUACAAAUAGUCAAAUUGUUUUAGCGAGUGCAUCUUUAAAAGAACAGGUUGAAUCACCUGGUUUUCCGAAUUUAGAAGAAUUGUCGGUAGCUACUGGUACAAGUGAUGUUACAUUAAUUGACGAUAAUGCUAUUGAACGUAUAUUAAAAAAUAGUCAUAAAUUACGUCUGUUAGAUGUGCGUGGAUGUACACGAAUAUCUGAUUCAAGUCUUGUGCGAGUACCUGCUUGGGAUUUGGAACAUUUAUUUCUCAGUGGUUGUUAUGUAACACGUUUUGUUGGAUCGGGAUUGGAAUUAAUUGUACAAAAAUGGAGCCACAGUUUGUUAGAACUAGAUUUAGGCUGGUCAACUGCAACUGAACCAUUAGAUGCUGCGGUAUUUGCCUUAGCUGAGAAAGAGGAUGAGUCACGAUUAAGAAUAUUAAAUCUCUGUGGAUCAUCCGUAAGUUUAGACCCAGUGAAAGCAGUGUUAAAAAAAUGUAGACAUUUAAAUUCAAUAAACUUAUCAUCGUGCCGUGCCCUUCCACGCGGUAUUAAACGAUUAUACGAAGGAACUGAAGUCGCCGAAUUAUUAGCAAGUUUAGAAGAAAAACCAAAACCAAAAAAAGUACCUACACCUGAACCAACACCAGAACCAUCUCCACCACCUCCCCCAGUUAUAGAACCCCUAGAAGACCACGAACAGUUAUCAAAUGAUUUAGUUUCAUCUCUUGUACCAGACAUUAAAGACUCACUAUUACCCAUUAUUGAACCAUCAACGGAUUUAUUACCGGCAUUCGAUGAUCGAAUGGAUGCAGUUUCGAUAGAAGAUUCAAUAGACGAUUUACAUUCGAUACUUGAAAAUAAUUAAGUGUACUGUGAAAAUCUGUGUUAUUGUUUUUCUUUUAACUUUAUACACGUUGUGUAUUAUAGGAAAAACAGUUGGAAAAUUUACAUAGAACAAUAUGUAAACAUAAAUAAAGUGUGCGUUUGUGUAUGUUUGAGAUUUGCGCGUUGUUUGGUAUGCGUUUUAGUGGUGAGUACUAAAAACUAUGUGGAUAGUUUCUAUUAAAAUUUAACUCUAAAGUUUUAUAAACAAAUUUAAAAGAAGAAGUAAAAAAAAAGUAC
Molecule: messenger RNA, 2985 nt
Organism: Chrysoperla carnea
Lineage: Eukaryota; Metazoa; Arthropoda; Insecta; Neuroptera; Chrysopidae
Gene: Fbl6
Product: F-box/LRR-repeat protein 6
Exons: 9
Coding region: 140-2728 (862 amino acids)
Biological process (GO): SCF-dependent proteasomal ubiquitin-dependent protein catabolic process
Cellular component (GO): SCF ubiquitin ligase complex
Molecular function (GO): protein binding
Source: RefSeq, a predicted model, not a curated record